Funneliformis mosseae is the source of this 165-nucleotide messenger RNA. NCBI's taxonomy places the organism in Eukaryota, Fungi, Glomeromycota, Glomeromycetes, Glomerales, Glomeraceae. The record is from the annotation of a GenBank genome assembly.
AUGUUAUUGGUAAUGGAAAAGAAAUCUCAAUCUAAUAGUGAAAUAGAAGUAGCUAAACAUUUAUCUGAUACAUCACUGAAAAAUUUAAAACCAAAUCAAAGUCAAUUAAACCUGAUGAUGAAAAUUCAAAUAUUAGCAAAAGAAAACCAAAUGUUAAAAUUAUAA